Trichomycterus rosablanca is the source of this 2001-nucleotide messenger RNA. It is a transcript of the gene dnajb11, whose product is annotated as DnaJ heat shock protein family (Hsp40) member B11. The transcript is spliced from 10 exons. The coding region runs from base 56 to 1138 and encodes 360 amino acids. The record is from RefSeq and is a predicted model, not a curated record. Gene Ontology annotation, biological process: protein maturation; protein folding. Gene Ontology annotation, cellular component: endoplasmic reticulum. Lineage: Eukaryota; Metazoa; Chordata; Actinopteri; Siluriformes; Trichomycteridae. Gene Ontology annotation, molecular function: misfolded protein binding.
CAACACAUAGCAAGCCGGUGUGGUUUAACAGGCUUUGUAGGAGUAAGGAAGCCCCAUGGCCACGGCAGGGAUGAAACUCUCCAGUAUAUGCUGGCUGCUCUUAUGUUUUCUAGCGGCAGUGCUAGCCGGGAGGGAUUUCUACAAUAUCCUUGGAGUUAGUAAAUCAGCAUCUAUUAAAGAUAUAAAGAAAGCCUACAGAAAGCUGGCUCUACAGCUUCAUCCUGAUCGAAACCAAGAUGAUCCCAAAGCACAAGAUAAAUUUGCAGAUCUUGGAGCAGCUUAUGAGGUGCUCUCGGAUGAAGAAAAAAGAAAACAGUAUGACGCUUAUGGAGAAGAGGGUCUGAAAGAAGGACGUCAUAGUUCACAUGACGAUAUAUUUUCUAGUUUCUUUGGGGACUUCGGGUUCAUGUUUGGUGGAAACAGACAGCAACAAGACCGGAACAUUCCAAAGGGAAAUGACAUUGUACUGGAUCUUGAGGUGACGUUGGAGGAGGUUUACUCUGGAAAUUUUGUAGAGGUGGUACGAAACAAGCCAGUAGCAAAAGAGGCUCCAGGAAAAAGGAAAUGUAAUUGCCGGCAGGAAAUGAGGACCACGCAGCUCGGGCCAGGCCGCUUCCAAAUGACACAGGAAGUAGUCUGUGAUGAAUGUCCUAAUAUUAAGCUUGUGAAUGAAGAGAGGACACUAGAGGUGGAGAUUGAGCAGGGGGUCAGAGAUGAGAUGGAGUACCCCUUUAUCGGUGAAGGGGAACCUCAUGUUGAUGGCGAGCCUGGAGAUCUCCGCUUCCGGAUCAAAGUCUUAAAGCACCCGGUCUUUGAACGCAGAGGCGAUGACCUGUACACAAAUGUUACUAUCACACUGGUCGAGGCGCUGGUUGGUUUUGAAAUGUAUAUCACACAUCUGGACGGUCACAAGGUCCAUAUUGUUAGGGAUAAAAUUACCAAGCCUGGAGCUCGAAUCUGGAAGAAGGGUGAAGGACUUCCCAACUUCGACAACAACAAUAUCCGUGGAUCACUUAUUAUUACGUUUGAUGUGGACUUCCCCAAGGAACAGCUUAAUGACCAGGAAAAAGAUGGUAUACGACAGCUGUUGAAGCAGACUCCAUCUCAGAAGGUUUAUAAUGGCUUACAGGGAUACUGACACACCAGCCAGCAAAAUCAGGACUGAUGACUUUGUCAGUUUUCAUACAACAUGUAGACCUACAGACUCAAACAAGCAUGGAGGGUUAUUUAUUUUUGUUCAGAGAGUGCUCAGAAUAGGUCGACGAAAUGUGGGAGUUUUAUUAUUGAUUUGGAUUUUUAAACUAGUUUUUUGAUGUUAUUGUCAGCAACACAUUGAUUUUUUUAAAAUACAUUGUCAUUUGUUUUGGUUCUAUUGUUUCUUUAAGGCUUUUCAGAUAACAGUUUCAGGGUUUGUGUUACAGUUAUGAUUUGGCUGUUUUUUUUCCUGCAAGUCGAACACUGGUCAUUCAUUAAAACAUUACAGGAACAGAAGCUGACCUGCCACAUCAGAGGGAAACAAGAGACCGAGACUUUAUCUUGUCAGAUAUCGUCACCCCUUCACAUCUUUGAACAUGUUGCCACAAAGUCACUGGUGCAACGAAAAUAUCCAGUUUCCUACAAGAGGAAAGUGUAUACAAGUGAUUUUCAAACAAAGACCUAAAUUAAAAGUUUCGUAUGAUGUUUCUAUCUGACAUUCUCAAUGUUUUAUGCCAGACAAGGCUUAAUAACUAAACUGUAUACACAUGGUAUAAUAGGCAGGCAGUUGAAGAAAUAGGGAUAAGUAAUUUUUCCAUUAACUGCAUGGCUAGUUUUUUUUCUUUGACACUUUUAGCUGUUCACAAUAUCCUUGAUGUCUAUCUGCUUACAGGUAAAACAGUUUCUUCUUUUGUCACGAUGAACUUACUGAUAAUGAAGGGAGGGGCACAUGCUGAUAGCACUUUAACAUUUGUAAUCUGAUAUGAAACAAUUUGACAGUUUUAGGAUUAAACAAGUGGUGUUGGA